Molecule: messenger RNA, 1686 nt
Organism: Fomitopsis serialis
Lineage: Eukaryota; Fungi; Basidiomycota; Agaricomycetes; Polyporales; Fomitopsidaceae
Exons: 9
Coding region: 1-1686 (561 amino acids)
Source: RefSeq, a predicted model, not a curated record
AUGCAGCACUACGUCUUGGACUUCCAGUACUCUGGGGUGAAAGCUCAACUGGCCGUUUCCCAUAGGCGGCGGUCUCCAAAGUAUAUCGAACGGUUCGUCAGGGAAGACCUUGUAAAGCUCGGCAUCCCUCGCGAACCUGGGGCUCGCACCACCAGUUCCUGGCUAGGCUCUGUCCCAGCGAUACGGUGCGCAUGGAAUAUCGAGCAUCGCGGAGACGCCUCGGACGCUCUGCGCGCGGCGAUCGACGCGCUCUUGCCCGCUCGCGUCAACGCGCAGACGAAGAACGAACGCAAGGCGUUCAAACGCCAACUGCUCGAAAUGAACAUCUCCCAGAUUGUCGCCGAGAUCACUGACACAGAGCCGGCGUCGCAAGCCGUUCCAACCCCAGCUCAGCCCUCUGGAGCGUCGAAGCGCGCUCGCUCGCCCACUAAUGGCGGUGGCACUGCGAACCAGGCGAAACGACUACGGCAGCAAGCUUCCACGUCCAGCACACAAACAUCCGCACCGGCUACGCAACCGACUGCAGAUGCUGGGACUCGUCUCGACGUCAAUCCUCCUGCAAGAGGCUCUACUGACACGAACACUCGUCCUGACACUGGGUCCUCGCAGAAUGUAACUGGUGUUGCCGGACCUGCUUGCGCUGCUGGGGCUUCUGACACUGGGACGGCUGGAACUGCUGCUCGCGCUGUGCUCCUGGACAUCUCGAACGGGGCCGACGUGGAUGAAGUAGCGGUGAAGCAAGAAGUCCCGGAUGACGCCGAGGCUCUCUGGGGUGCCGACGCCGGCACCGCGAACGUGAACGUCCCGCCCGGCGAUCGCAACGGAGUCGAGCCCAGUAUUGUGGGCAGUAUUGUGGGCAGUCUGAAGCCGGCUCUGGACGAGGCGGCCGCUGCAGCAGACGCGCGCCUGGAGGAACUCCAGCGCGAUCUCGAGGACCGCCGGGAUGAGACGGCGUGGGUGAGUGACCGGCUCACUCAGCGCGAAGCCCGGCUGCGAGCGAGCGAGGCGGCGCUCCGCGAGCAAGAGAGGGAGAUGGCGGCAGAUGCGGCGCGGACGGACGCGGCGCUGACACGCGCUGAGGGCCAGUUGUACGAGGCGAGGACAAGGCUGAGUGCCCCGGAUACCCAGCUGGCGGAGACAGCCACCCAGGUAGCGGAGGCGGAGGCGAAGCUGGCCCACGCCGAGACCCAGGCCGUCAGGGGGCAGAUGCGGCUGGCCGAGGUGACCACAGCGAGGGAUCGGCUCGCGCAGGAGGUGGCGGCCCUUCAGGCGGACCUUCAAGCUGUGCAGGAGAGGAAGCCGAGCGAAGCCGAACAGCAAGUUACGCAGGACACGAUUACUUCGUUGCGAGUUGAAUUGGACGCGCUGCGACCGGAGGCGGAGGCGAUACACGCAGUCGCUAUUCUGACUGAAGAGGGCCGCCGCCGCUCAACGCUCAAGCGGCAAGCCGUGGUCGACAGACGACAGGCCGUGGAGUUGAAAGCUCAGAACUUUGGCAAGAAGGUUGUCCGGACACAGCUGGAUCUGCUAGGCGACAUUUCUGUGCUUCGCGAGCGGGUCGAGAUGUUCACGCAGCAGCUAGAGGGCGAGCGCGCUGCGCACAGGGAAUCCUCUGGUCCGUCGUUACUGUACGACGGUCGCGGCCGCGAUGGCCUACUUACCACUAUGUUCCCUAUGCAGCGGUGA